AUGGAAAGCAAUCGGACGCUUCAAAAAUUUCCCAGCUUUGAAGAUGACUUUGCAUCCAUUUUUGAAGUCCUUUUGGGGAAGCUAGAGGAGGAGGAAUUGCAAUUGUGUGCAGUGGUUGCCAGACAAAUUUGGCUGCGGAGAAACGUGGUAGUUCACGGGGGUGAGUUUAUACCUCCAAAGAUGGUGAUCCAGCAAGCAAAGGAGCAAAUAAAUAGCUAUGAACUAGCUAUGGCGGUACGGCAACAACCGAGGGGGUCCAUCGAAGUGGCGGAAUCUAGAUGGAGACGACCUCCUGCAGGUUUUGUAAAGCUUAACUGGGAUGCCUCUCUGGAUGUUUCAAUGGCAAAGAUGGGUUUUGGUGUGGUGGCCAGAGAUCAUAUGGGGAAGGUGGUGGCAGCCCUGUGCGAUUCGAGACCGUAUUGUUCUGAACCUGAAGGAGCCGAAACUCUAGCAGCUUGGACGGCAGCUGAAUUCUGUCUACAGUUGGGGCUGGAGAAAGUCUGUCUGGAGGGAGAUGCAAGAGUGGUCGUUCAAGCUAUCCAAUAUGAGGCUAAUAGGGGAGGCAAAUAUGGGCAUGUAAGCCAUGAUAUUGCAGAAAUGUUAGGUGGGCUGCAGGAGUGGCGGGUACAGCAUGUCCCGCGGGAAGGAAAUGGAGCUGCGCACUGUCUAGCAAAAUAUGCUCUGUCUUGUAUGGAGAGAUGUAUUUGGUUAGAUGAUUUUCCCCACUGUAUCAAGGAGGCUAUACUGGCCGACCAAGCCAUUUAUGGAUAA
Molecule: messenger RNA, 771 nt
Organism: Corylus avellana
Lineage: Eukaryota; Viridiplantae; Streptophyta; Magnoliopsida; Fagales; Betulaceae
Source: RefSeq, a predicted model, not a curated record